Carassius auratus (goldfish) is the source of this 1923-nucleotide messenger RNA. Its product is annotated as neuropeptide B-like. The transcript is spliced from 2 exons. The coding region runs from base 591 to 989 and encodes 132 amino acids. Gene Ontology annotation, molecular function: G protein-coupled receptor binding. Gene Ontology annotation, biological process: G protein-coupled receptor signaling pathway; feeding behavior. The record is from RefSeq and is a predicted model, not a curated record. NCBI's taxonomy places the organism in Eukaryota, Metazoa, Chordata, Actinopteri, Cypriniformes, Cyprinidae.
GAUUUUCAAAUAAUUUUUGGACUUGAUUGUUUUUGUGAUUACUCGAGUUUGUUAUGGCUGUUUGAAUUAAUAUAUUGAACGUGCUCUCUCAUUUAAAUGAUUUAGAAAUCUGCCAACAGGUGAUUACAGAGGAGUCAAUAAAUCAAUAUUUGAAAUCACUUAUUAAUAAGACUUAAUUUUAAGGUACUACGCACUUAGAUUUCCUUUAGCAAUUAUUUAAAAAUGAUUCGAUAUUGUUAUACUUUUUUUGAUGUGCUUCUUUACGCGCGGGAUUUACUCUUUUCUAAUUUGCGCUGUGACGCCAGAAAGACGUUUAUUGAUCAAUAUAGACAGGUUCGGUGGCAGAGAAACAAUAUUAAACCGUCACACAUCACAUCCAACUGACGUUAAAGGCUCCCCAAGCCGUCUCCAAACGCGCUAAGACGCGCAAAUCAAUCCUAUUGGCCGGAAAUAUGAAUCAUCUAGUGGGGAAUGACGAACGAGAUCACGAUUCCGAGGGGUAUAUAUAUAAACUCCAGAUGUGCAGAUCAUCAAUCUGAAAGCUACGAAGCAUCAUAGACCACAGCACACGCGUUUAGGUUCAGUGCGCAAUGGAGAGGUCCGUCAGAUCCGUGCUGGUGUUCGUGGUUGUUUCCAUCCUCAUCUCCAGCCAUCCCACAGACGCCUGGUACAAGCAGUCCACCGGGCCGAGCUAUUAUUCCGUCGGGAGAGCCUCGGGUCUGCUGUCCGGGAUCCGGAGGUCGCCCUAUGUGCGCAGAUCUGAGACAGAAUCAGCGCUGGACAGCAGCGAGACCCCCGGCGUCUCCAACAGCGUGAUGCCCGACUUCAGCAGCAGACAAACUCCAGUUCUUAAAAACAUGGCCAUCUGCGUAAAGGACAUCUCCCCAAACCUUCAGAGCUGCGAGCUGGUUCAGGACGGUUCAAGCACGUUUCGGUGCAAAGCAGAAGUGUUUCUGUCGCUCGACUCUCUGGACUGCUUCACCUCCUGAGCGGAACCGGUCCACCCCCUCCUCCUCCCCGACCCAAAGUCUCUUCCAUUUCAGGAGUAUUUACAGCCAAGGCAGUGAGGCGCGCUGUUGACGUUGAAUGUUUACUUGAUUUACACCAGGGGUGUUCAGCGCUGCUCCUGAAGAUACACUUUCCAGCAAAGUUUAGUUAGCCCAUGUACCAAUAAUAAACAUGUUCUUUAUGAGUGAUACUAUAAAUUCCUCCACCUUAUUUCGAAGCAGCGAACGUUCUAUGAAUGUGCGAGAGAUUCGAUUCGCCAUUCGAAAACAGCGGGAACGGGAACAAUUAAAUAAUUAUUUUUUUAAAGUGAAGUAAACAGUAAAACUAGUUGCACUAUAAACCAGUAUGAUUAUAAUUACCACACAGCAUUUAAAUAACAUGAUAAUACAAGCAGCAUAACCAGCGGCUAAAAAUAACCGGAAGUCUCGCACAUUCAGGUUACUUAAUGGCCGCGCAAGGUCUUAUAAACGUUAAAAAUAAGUCAGUGAUACACAAAAACCCUUGAUUCCUCUUCAAAUGAAAUUUGAUCAUCAAAACAUAAAAUGCACAGUAAAGAGAUGAUUUUAGGGUAGUAAAUAGCAAAGUGAAGUCAAACCGAAUUCAAGUCACUUCCAGUGUGAACGCACUUAGUUUUAACUAUAUUUAGCAGGAAACUAGAUCGUGGAGAGCAGUUCUGAGCACCCCUGGUUCACACAAUGUGAAGUUUGCUGCUUUAAAUUAGUAAAUGGAAAAAUAGGUGAUCCACAGAAACAAAACGGAGAGGUAUUUUCUGUUCGCUCUUUUCCCCUCUGCGCCCACCCGUUACCUGUACCUACUUCCAGAUGUAUUAAAUGUUCAUAAAAAGAGUUCACUGUUAUGAGCAAAAACUUUCAAAGAUGUUUUCUUUAUUUUAUUAAACUUGAAAGAAAUACUGUU